Dalotia coriaria is the source of this 1409-nucleotide messenger RNA. RefSeq lists its product as uncharacterized. Bases 155 to 1078 code for a protein of 307 amino acids. The record is from RefSeq and is a predicted model, not a curated record. NCBI's taxonomy places the organism in Eukaryota, Metazoa, Arthropoda, Insecta, Coleoptera, Staphylinidae. The transcript is spliced from 2 exons.
CGUACUCCUUAGAUUAGCCAGGCUCAGGUGUGUGUCUGUUGUCGGUGGUUUUUUUGGUGUCCGGUGAUAUAAACGUAUAAACGAGGAAGUGCGCAUUCCAGCAUCAGCAUCAGCAUUCUGGACCAGUUUUCGCUUGCCGAUCUCAAGUGCAAUCAUGAUGCUGAUGUGUCUGCUUAUAAGCGCUCUCGCUAUUGCGAAUGGAUAUCCACAAUAUACGCAAUCUUCGGAAGACCAAAUUGCUGCAGCAACCGACCAACAUGACGACGAUUCAGAUAUGUAUAUGGAAGCAAUAGAACAUGCACCUUCCACCAGUGUUGUUCAACCAGGUGGUUCAGAUUCGGAUGGUUACGUGGGUGAUAGCCAACAGUUCUAUCCAUCAUUUGCACCCUUCCAUAACCAACCAUUGGGACAUUCAAGACCUGUCUAUCAACCGGAAGCAGCGUACAGCCACAGACCCACUGCUUAUCAACAACACGUCGGGUUUGAUUCCACUGCGAGAUUCAGUGGGUACAAAGGUGAAAACGCUAACACCGGAUCGGCUGAUACUCAUGGUAUACUCGGAAGUGGUAACUUUGGUGUGAUUCGUGGGGGUACCUUCUAUGGAGACAACGAUGAUGCUGAUUCCUUUGACCAAUACAACUAUUACAAUGGUCAUGGUAGACCUUCGUUUUACUUUGGUGGUAACCCACGUCCCCGACAAUACCAACAGUUUGAAAACUUCAGAGACUUUGCUGAUAUUAACGUGCCUACCAACCCAGCAUACUCCCAGUAUGUUGUUGUGUAUGCAAACAAAAACGGAAGCAAACCAACUGUUGGUGUUCAUAGUAACAAACCCAAAAACAUCAUGGAACACCUUGCACUGAUAGAUUUGGAAACUCAACAUGGUAGCACCACUCCAGUGCCUGAAAAGAUCUCAAAAGCCAAGAGGAAGUUAGCCAAAGUUCCCAAGGAGAAGAAACCUUGGACCAAGAAAGGAAAAACUUCCAAGGAUGCAAAAACACAGAUCCCCAAAGAAAACCCAACGACGACAACCACGAUAUCACCGGAUCUGUAUGAACCACUAUUGGCACUGAGCUGAAUUACAAAUUUAAGGGUUAAGCCAGGUGUAUUUAAGUGAUAGGUCUUCAUGAGGAGACCUGACUAUACAAUCGGACUGCUACUUGAGUGCUUGUGAUCUGUGAAACGCGAUGAUACAAAGCAGCAAGUAGAUUAAUGUAAUUUAUAGGUUAGAAAUGCAAAACUCCACUCCGGAGUUUGAACCAGUUACCAGUAAUAGAUAUAAUAGUUACGGGUAUGACAAAAUUCACACCGAAAAUAUUCUUGCGCAUCGUGUUAAGUAAUACAAUCAAAUAGAAAGUGUACAUAACAUCAAACUGCCGCAAAAUUUCAAUAAAAAACCCAAAAUAUAA